Molecule: messenger RNA, 1012 nt
Organism: Ambispora gerdemannii
Lineage: Eukaryota; Fungi; Glomeromycota; Glomeromycetes; Archaeosporales; Ambisporaceae
Source: the annotation of a GenBank genome assembly
UCAGAAGACAUUCAUCUCAAAUCAUUUCUCAACCUGCUUGAGAAACUGAUUAAUCCGAAUGAUAGAGACCUUGUGGAUCAUACUAUCUCACAACGACAAAAAGGUCUCUCGUUCUUAUGUCAUUUUCUCGUAGAGAUCGGAAAUAAACAUAUUAGCGCAUUGAAAAAAGACAUUGCUAUGUUUUUGGAUCAUUCAGGUACCUCUGAUCAAGCAAUCGAUACUUUAUCUAACAUGCAGUUGAGUUCUAUAUCGAGGGAGAAUCGACAUGGAAAAAAUAUCAUAUCUUCUAUUCAUAGAGAUAAUGUCGCAAGAGAGCUUGUAAAGUAUCAGGUGAAUGUGUUAAUUGCUAAUAUCGAUGAUUAUCACAACAUUCAUGGUUUACACAUUCCAACAACUAUGUCGACCAAUACGGUUGCUCACAUGACUACAGUUCUUGCCAUCCUGAUAUCUACAGCAAGUGCGAUUCCAAAGAGUGUCGGAAAUGCAAACAUACAUAACCUGCGACUUGUUGACAGUAAUAUUUUGAUUACUCAAAUAGAAAAUCAGUUUAUGGCUCUUCUAUCUCAAUCGUUUAAUAAUCAGUUUGCAAGAAAAUCUGCUUACGCUGAAAAUGAUUUACUUGAUAAUCUAACACUUAAUUUACAUUCGACGGAGACAUACAUUAAAGCUAUGGAGACGUUUGCAUCCUUUCCAGAAUUUCACGAAUAUCUCCAGCACAAUGUUAUUCCAUUGGUUGCUGAUUGGCCAGGUCAAAUACUUCCUCGAAAAGUGAUUACGAUGCAACAACAACAAGCGCGAAAGAAUAUUCAAACAGAAAAGCAUCUUGUGGCGUUUAGUGAUUAUCCAGUGGAAAAUUAUUAUUCACUAAUUCGCCAACAAACAAGAGAAACAGAUACGUCUGAACAACUUUCAAGAAUGACUUGCGUUAUCAAUUGCCUUCGUUAUGAUAAUGUGUUUCAGAGUACAUUCGUUUUGACAACAAAAUAUCCUUAUUGUAAAGAAGAUCUAAUAG